Molecule: messenger RNA, 525 nt
Organism: Myiozetetes cayanensis
Lineage: Eukaryota; Metazoa; Chordata; Aves; Passeriformes; Tyrannidae
Gene: SEBOX
Product: SEBOX homeobox
Molecular function (GO): DNA binding
Source: RefSeq, a predicted model, not a curated record
AUGAGCGCGGCCCCGGGCACCUCCCGCGCCCCCCAGCCGCUGCUCCGCUUCCCCGAGGGGGCGGGCCGAGGCGGUGGGAGGGCAGCGGGGGGAGGUGGUGGCCCGGGGCCGUGCCCCUGCCCCUGCCCAGGGGGGCCGCGAAAGCGGCGGCGGACCACGUUCAGCCGGGGGCAGCUGUCGGAGCUGGAGCGGGCCUUCGCCGCAGUGCCCUACCCGGACAUCGCCACCCGGGAGCGCCUGGCCGAGCUCACCCAGCUGCCCGAGGCCAAGAUCCAGGUCUGGUUCCAGAACCGCCGCGCCCGCAGGAUCCGCAGCGCCAAACCGGAGCUGCUGCCUCUACCGCCGCUGCCGCCUCCCGGGGAGCGGGGUCCCCCAGCAGCACCCCCCGACGGCAGCACCCCGGACCCGGCCCCUGCCCUGCCACCGCCGGGAGCCCGCAGCCCUGCUCGGGGCCUCCCCACCUCGCUGGGCUCCAUCUCCGACCUCAUCUACAGCGCGGCCAUCACCAACCUGGGCGAGCUGUAG